UCGCUGUUCAAACAACUCGCAGCAGACAACAUCAUGUCUCGGCCAAACGCUGCCAACCAUAAAGCAAAUAUGAAUUCAUCCAGGCUCUCCAGUUCAACAAAAGCAAAAGGGCUGAAAGACAUCAGGAUUGAUGAAGAAGUUAAAAUUUCUGUCAACAUCUCUUUGGAGCGAUUCCAGUACAGUGAACAGAAAGAAAUGGAGUUUCCUUCCUCACUGACGAGCACAGAAAGAGCGUUCAUACAUCGCCUCGCUCAGUCCUUGGGCUACAUAUCGAAAAGCAGAGGGAAAGGAGCUAACCGGUUCCUCACAAUAAGAAAGAAGGAUGGCUUGGAGAAGGCUCAGUCUAUUAUGACUUUUAACCUUACCCACAAUUCCACGCACGUGGCACGGAAUUUGCUGCAGAGGUUCCCCAUUACUAAUAAAGAGCACAAUGAUCUGAUACCGCGCACAGAGAAAGGGGUUUCGGCCUCUCCAGAAGCUGCUGACGGUAGCAGAGACAAGAACAGGACGAGCGGACGACUUAACAGCGGCAUCCCUCAGGUGCCACAGAGAAAGGCUUUGUCCGAGCUAGAGUGUUUUCGCAGAACUCUGCCCGUCUACGAGCGUCAGGAGGAGAUCGUCACAACCAUCAAGGAGAACCAGGUGGUGCUGGUUGUGGGUGAAACGGGUUCGGGUAAGACCACACAGAUCCCUCAGUUCCUGCUGGAUGACUGCAGCAGGAAAGGAAUCCCGUGUCGCAUCUUUUGCACCCAGCCCAGGAGGCUGGCAGCCAUUGCUGUGGCAGAAAGAGUGGCAGCAGAGAGGGGGGAAAGUAUUGGCCAGACCAUUGGCUACCAAAUCCGCCUGGAAAGCCGGGUCUCUCCCAAGACCUUGUUGACAUUUUGCACAAGUGGUGUGCUGCUCAGAACACUGAUGGCUGGAGAUGCAGCUCUCUCUACUGUCACGCAUAUCAUCGUGGAUGAGGUUCACGAGAGAGACGGCCUGACGGAUUUCCUUCUGACCAAGGUGCGGGACAUGCUGCAGAAGACGCCCACGCUGAAGCUCAUCCUCUCCAGUGCUGCUCUGGAUGUGGAUCUUUUCAUCAGAUACUUUGGCAACUGCCCAAUCAUUUCCAUCAAAGGUCGGCCAUAUGAAGUCAAGCAGUUUUUCCUGGAGGACAUUUUACGGACCACAGGGUACAUGAAUAAAGACAUGGCCAUGUAUAAGAAGGAGAUGCAAAAAGAGGCGAAGCAGCAGACUUCUCUUACACAUUGGUGUGAAGUUAAAGAGGGCGUGUCUCGGCAGGAGUCUCACAGGAACAGGCAGCCGGCUGGCAUGCUACAAGACAAUGACCUGCUGGACGAUGGAGGGGACAGUGUCUUCAGCCAAAUGAGUGAAAAAGACGCAGCCUUGCUAGAGCCUUGGCUUGUGAAGGAAAUGGACGCCUGCAUCUCAGACAUCUUUCUGCAGCAGGAGGCUGAUGCCUUUGUGCAGCUCUUCAACCUUAUUCUCAAUGAGAACAUCAGUGUUGACUACAGGCAUAGCGAGACCAGUGCUACUCCCUUGAUGGUGGCUGCAGGCAGAGGCUUCAUCAGCCAGAUGGAGCAGCUCCUCGGCAUGGGAGCCGGUGUGCACAUUAAAGCUUCCAACGGCUGGACCGCUCUUGACUGGGCUAAACACUUCAACCAGACUGAAGCGUUGGAUCUACUAGAGUCACACAUCUCGUCUCUGGAGGCAGGCCAGCUAGACGAGUCCUCCCUGGUUCAGUCCGCCAGUGGUGAGCUGAGUGCUGAGGACCAGGAGCUGCUUAAGGCCUACCAUUACAGCUUCGAUGAUGAGAAGGUGGACCUGGACCUCAUCAUGCACCUACUUUACAACAUCUGCCAAAGCUCUGAUGAAGGUGCCGUCCUGAUAUUUUUGCCAGGAUAUGAUGAAAUAGUUGGACUGCGAGACCGCAUUCUUUAUGACGAUAAGAGAUUCGCAGAGCAUCAGCACAGGUACCAAGUGUUUACAUUACACUCCAACAUGCAGACAUCAGAUCAAAGAAAAGUGCUCAAACCAUCUCCAAAUGGGAUUCGCAAAAUAAUUCUUUCGACAAACAUUGCCGAGACGAGCAUUACAGUCAACGAUGUCGUUUUUGUCAUCGACGCUGGCAAAGUUAAAGAGAAAGCUUUCGAUGCACUGAAUCACGUAACCAUGCUGAAGAUGGUCUGGAUAUCGAAGGCUAGUGCACUACAGCGGAAAGGAAGAGCUGGACGUUGCAGGCCAGGAAUCUGUUUCCAUCUGUUUAGCCGGCUCCGCUUUAACAACAUGCUGGAGCAUCAGGUCCCUCAGCUGCUGCGUAUGCCUCUGCAGGAACUCUGUCUUCACACUAAGCUCCUGGCACCCAUAAACUGCCCUAUUGCUGAGUUUCUGGCUAAAGCUCCAGAGCCACCUCCACAGCUCAGUGUUAAGAAUGCUGUGCAGAUGCUCAAGACCAUAGACGCCAUGGACCCGUGGGAGGACUUGACUGAGCUGGGCUACCACCUGGCCGACCUACCUGUGGAGCCACACCUGGGAAAGAUGGUGCUAUGUGCUGUGGUGCUCAAAUGCCUGGACCCCAUCCUCACCAUUGCGUGCACGCUGGCCCACAGGGAGCCGUUUGUGCUGCCCGCUCAGGCCUCACAGAAACGAGCCGCCAUGCUGUGCAGGAGACGUUUCACUGCCAACACCUUCAGUGACCACAUGGCCUUGCUUAGAGCAUUUCAGGCAUGGCAAAAGGCUCGCAGCGAUGGCUGGGAGAGAGCUUUUUGUGAAAAGAACUUCUUGUCACAGGCCACCAUGGAGAUCAUUGUCGGGAUGCGCACACAGCUGCUGGGCCAGCUCCGUGCCAUAGGUUUUGUGCGAGCCCGAGGUGGCGGUGAUAUCCGUGAUGUCAAUCUGAACUCUGAAAACUGGGCUGUGGUGAAGGCGGCACUCGUGGCAGGCAUGUACCCCAACCUGAUCCAUGUAGACCGGGACAGCUUAAUGCUCAAAGGUGCCAAAGAGAAGAGGGUUCGCAUCCACCCCACAUCUAUCCUCAGCCAGCCCCAGUACAAGAAGAUCCCUCCAGCCAAUGCCCAGGCGGCAGCAGUUCAGUCUCUGCCCACAGACUGGCUGAUUUAUGACGAGAUGACCCGGGCGCACAGGAUAUCCAGUGUGCGAUGCUGCACUGCCGUCACUCCGUUGACCGUGGCCGUGUUUGGGGGUUGUGCCAAGCUGCCCAGUACUGCCCUUCAGGAACCUGUUAUGUCCAGAGUAGAUGAUGACGGGGUGAAUGAGAGCAGCGACAGUGAGAUGGAGGAUCGUUCCACAGCGCACUUGGCUCAGAUGAAGAUUGACGAGUGGCUCAACUUCAAAUUGGACCGAGAGAUGGCAGAGAUGGUGUUCCAGCUGAGGCAGCGUUGGCAGAGCCUUUUCUUAAGGAGGAUCCGUUGUCCCUCUAAGCCAUGGUCUCAGCUAGACGAGGCCACCGUUCGUGCUGUGGUAUCAGUGCUGUGUGCUGAGGAGCAGGAGGCUGGCCUGCAACAGCCCACGGGUAUCGGCCAGAGACCCAAACCUAUGAGUCCAGAUGAGACUCAGGCGCAACCGGCGAGCUGGAGGAGUGCCAACGGGCGCAGGGGCAUCACGGAACCGAGCGAUGGGGCACCAGCACCAGAGAGGCCUUCAAGAACGUCUCCUGCGCUCCCUCAGUCGAAGAGUCAAAAAGAUAAGGGUUUCCACCCCAAGCGCUUAAGUGAUGACCAUCUCUCAGCAAAGUCAGACAGCCCCAGCUUCAGCAGUCCCUCUGCCAGCCCCUCGUCUUCUUCCUCGGGACGAGGACCUGCUUCUGUUCUGUCUCCCUCGGCCAAGUGUACCAAAUCACCGUCACCAAGGCCCAGCCAACCUGUGCGUUACUUCAUCAUGAAGAGCAGCAACCUGAGGAACAUUGAUCUCUCCCAGCAAAGAGGGAUCUGGUCUACCACAUCCAACAAUGAGCACAAACUGAGCCGGGCCUUCCGUGAGAGCAACUUGGUCUUCCUUAUCUUCUCGGUACAAGGAUCUGGACACUUCCAGGGUUACGCACAGAUGAUUUCAGACAUUGGCUCAGAGCGCUGCCAUGAUUGGGGCUCUUCUGGCCUGGGUGGGGUCUUUAGUGUGGAGUGGAUCCGUAGGGAGAGUCUCCCAUUCCAACUCACUCACCAAGUCCUCAAUCCCUGGAACGAUAACAAGAGAGUGCAGAUCAGCAGAGAUGGGCAGGAACUGGAGCCUCAGGCUGGAGCACAGCUGUUGCAGCUCUGGGAUCGCAUCUCCCUCAAACAGCAGCAUGAGCUUUGAAGAGGGACGCUGGCAUCACCAUUUCAAACUGUGACCUCAUGUACCUCAUAGACGAGCCAGAUUAAGUAGCACAGGCUUGGGAUUGUCUACUAAGUAGACACGAUGUUUUUCCAUCCUAUAAUUAUCAGUGCGGGCAGUUUCUGUACUGCGGGACCAGUUAUUAAGUGCACUGUUUUGCUAGUUGUGCUGUCGUUCAUUUGCACAGUGUGAUGUAAUAACACUAUGUUCACGUUGUCGAGUUUCUUCCGUGAAUUCUGCUGAGCGUUAGUUCGUCUUUACAUAAAAGUCAUAUUUUAAAGUGCCAUUUGUUCAACUGAAAGGAACAAUUUUGAUUAGAAAAAUGAUAUACUUACAUUUAAAAGCGAGUUCGUAUAGAUAUUCAGAUAUUAGAGAUGCACAUAGGUUAUGUUGUAUACGUAUGAGUAAUCGUCCCCCAUGGAAAUGACCUUUUCCUUAAAUAUAGAACACAGAAUUAAAUUACUUUACUUGG
This is a messenger RNA of Trichomycterus rosablanca, 4804 nucleotides long. It is a transcript of the gene ythdc2, whose product is annotated as YTH domain containing 2. The record is from RefSeq and is a predicted model, not a curated record. Bases 34 to 4314 code for a protein of 1426 amino acids. Gene Ontology annotation, molecular function: ATP binding; helicase activity; RNA binding. The transcript has 31 exons. NCBI's taxonomy places the organism in Eukaryota, Metazoa, Chordata, Actinopteri, Siluriformes, Trichomycteridae. Gene Ontology annotation, cellular component: intracellular anatomical structure.